GUGUGUGUUUCAUGCAGGAAGGGAGGGCGGGCAGCAGAAACGCACAGGUCCAUGAGUGAACUACUGACUACAGUAUAUAAGGUUGUGCCCACUGGCAUAGAGAGAACCAGAGGAGCACGAAGCAGACAAAUUGAAGCAUUUGUCGCAACUUCAAUGGGCUUUAAUUGAACUCUGCAGGUGGGAAAAAAAGUCAGCACAGGAUUUUCAACUCUUAACUUGUCAGGUCCCUGGUUAGGUUAGUUUCUGCCUUUAGUGAAGAUGCUGUGGAGAAUGACCGUUGCCUUGGCUGUGAUGUGCGUGGGAGGCGCCUGCGACAGCUUGGGAGCCGAUGUGAUGAGCAGACUGAUCGUGCCCAGGGACUAUGGGGUGAAACUGUGCGGGAGAGAGUUUAUCAGAGCCGUCAUUUUCACCUGCGGCGGCUCCAGGUGGAAACGAUCCACAGUGGGGGAAUCGGACCCGUUCCACUGGACCUCCCUCGGUGAUGUUGCGGUUGAAGAUGACCGGCAGACCUGGCAGCGUGGCACAGAUCUCAGAGACGAAAAAUCUCCUCUCCCCGUUGCCACGUCCUCCUCCCUAGCAGACCUCUUGACCCUUUACAAAGCCACGAAUGACAGACAGCAGUCCUCUUCUAGCUUCCCAGGCCAGCUGAGGGAGUCCACGUCUUUAGGAGAGCAGGAGGAGAACAGAGAUGCCUCUGACCGGCUCGUAGCGAGCAAGAAGAAGAGGAACUUUUCUCUGGGCGUGGCGGGGAUGUGCUGUAACCAAGGCUGCACCAAGAACGAUAUUGGACGGUUGUGCUGAGGCGGGCGGGAGGGACAAAAGGCUGCCAGGAUACUAAAGAUUAGGUCAUUUGGUUGGAGCAAAAAGAGGGGAAAGGGUUGGUUUAUAUUUGUUCAACAGCAGCCAUUAACCUCUUUCUUCUUACUUAUUUUAACAUAAACCAUGUUCUGUAUGUAGACUCUCACCUUCCCUGAAACAUGGAAUAAAUUUUAAUUACUAUGUUAAUAUGAA
Molecule: messenger RNA, 1011 nt
Organism: Girardinichthys multiradiatus
Lineage: Eukaryota; Metazoa; Chordata; Actinopteri; Cyprinodontiformes; Goodeidae
Gene: rln1
Product: relaxin 1
Exons: 2
Coding region: 259-801 (180 amino acids)
Cellular component (GO): extracellular region
Molecular function (GO): hormone activity
Source: RefSeq, a predicted model, not a curated record